ACGACUACGUUAUCCAUUACUUUCAUCUUGAUUUUUUUUCAGAGAUAACAGUUCAAGGCACAAGAAUGAAUCUCAGGUCUCGACGUCAGUGUCAACUCGUUGCAUUUUGCAGUUGCCCGUUGGUUCUGAUAGCACUCGCCUACUCAUUUCUAGGAAUCAAGGGAACAGUACAUUAUAGUACAUUUCAAAUCUUGAGCGGAAAAGGCCAAGUUUCCUAUGGGAAUAAUGACAGUGCUUCAGGAAUACAAACCCCUCCUGAGGAAUAUUUUGUCAGGCCUCGGUGGGAAAAGAAAUAUUUCAUCUAUGACUGUGCCAACGGUAACUGUGGUGGUCUAGGGGACAGACAGGAAGGAAUUGUCGGUGCUUUCAUUAUUUCACAAAUGUUAAGCCGGAAGUUCAAAGUGAAGAUGUUGGUACCAUGUGAUAUCGGUAAUUUCCUCCAAGCAAACAAAGUUGACUGGAUUCUACAAAGUUCUGAAAUUAGUGACCUGAAAAGUAGCGCAUACAAGCGAAUUGACGCUGAUGCAUUUAAGCUACGAGAUAAAAUUGCAAAAUCUCUUGAUUUAGAGAAGGAAUUUCCUUCCGAUGUCACACAUUUUACUGUUAAUCAAGAAAUGGUUAACUAUCUAAAGUUACAUCCACUAUUUAAGUCUCUUCGGUGGGCACAUAAUCAGACAACAACUGACAUAUACAAUAUUGUUUUACGGCGGUUGUUUAGAAUGAAACCUGAAGUCCAGAAAAGGUUUGAUCUUUAUCAAUCUUCAGCCCGUAGCAACGGGAGGAAACUCGUGUGUGCUCAUGUGCGUGUGAGGGGGAAUCCUACAAUUCCAAAUGAUUGGUAUACUCCCACACCCUUGAACGUAAGUGUUGUUUGGAACUUCCUCCGCCAGUAUAAUAACAGCGCCCUCUAUCGGAUGUUCGUAGCCACAGACUCACAGAACGUGCGACAGGACGCAAAGAGGCUGUUUCCAGAUGUCAUUCAAGAUUUGGAGGGGAAUAUAGUUCAUGUUGAUCGUGACAAUCAUGCAAAAGAUUACGCAUGCGCGGGGUUUGGUAAAGUGAUUCUUGAUCAACAAACGAUGUCAUCAUGUGACGUAUUCUUUAUGACAGACAGCGGACUUGGACGAAUCGCAUCCAUGAUGCGAGGAACAGAUAAAGACCUGUACUGUAUGGCUAGCAAGUCCACCUACAGAAAGUGCUCUUUUAGUGAUAAAGCUUUCUUUCCACAGUUCUGGUAGGUGCCAUAGUUGCAAGUGUGUGCAUACGCCUGGUGUCUGUUGUAGGAUAGGCCCCAAAUCACACACGGCUGUACGACGAUUAUAAUAUUGUAAUCAUCAAAUGUUCCCAGGGAACACACGUCUUUAUUCACAUUACUGUAAACAUGUCCUAACGGUCUAACAUCUUCUUCAUUCUACCUUGCAACGCAUCCCCUUCGUCCGCCAUAUUCGUUCUACAUUCCUUAAGAGUUAUCCCCCCUUCACUGCCCGUACAUCAAGCUCCUCACAGCGAUAGUCCGUUCGCGGAGCUCUCUAUACUUUCGCUGCCACCAGUCAAAAUUCUCCACUGUGAUGGGUGGCCCCAACCAUUCUCCGAGCCGAAUGACCGUUAUGUUUACAAACAUGUGACGACUGUUGUGACGCCGAAUACACUUACCGCUGAUAAAUUACUUUCUUUGUUUGUCAGUUUGAAUUUAUAUAUCAUUAAA
This is a messenger RNA of Haliotis rufescens (red abalone), 1705 nucleotides long. RefSeq lists its product as uncharacterized. The record is from RefSeq and is a predicted model, not a curated record. Lineage: Eukaryota; Metazoa; Mollusca; Gastropoda; Lepetellida; Haliotidae. The coding region runs from base 66 to 1238 and encodes 390 amino acids. The transcript has a single exon.